Molecule: messenger RNA, 147 nt
Organism: Fusarium pseudograminearum CS3096
Lineage: Eukaryota; Fungi; Ascomycota; Sordariomycetes; Hypocreales; Nectriaceae
Exons: 4
Coding region: 1-147 (48 amino acids)
Source: RefSeq, a predicted model, not a curated record
AUGCCUACAAUGGCUUCGGUAUUCAUGACACUCUGUGACAGGUAUCUGAGGAUUCUCAGGUUUGAAGUCUUUGACCGAGAAGUUAUAGUUCGAUACUCUAUUCGUUCGGUGGACCUCAAGUUCUGUAAAAAGCCAAUCAAUCGUUAG